Molecule: messenger RNA, 774 nt
Organism: Ilex paraguariensis (yerba mate)
Lineage: Eukaryota; Viridiplantae; Streptophyta; Magnoliopsida; Aquifoliales; Aquifoliaceae
Source: the annotation of a GenBank genome assembly
AUGUACAGGUGCAGAUGCCAUUUGACACAAGUGGAAAAGCAAAAGAUUUUGCAAGGCAGCAUCAACAGAUCUGUGCACCCUCCUGAUGUAUGUAACAAGAAAAACCAGGCUAUGGCAGGGGGCAAAAUGGGCAGAACACCUUCCAGAUCUGAUAGUGCAACCACAUCUGCUGGGAAGAUGACAAACACAAAGAAUCCGUUAAUCCCGCAGCAUUAUGGAUUGACUACUACUUCUAAUCCAUCAACUUCAGAUUGUAAUCGAACUACCACAGCCAGUGUGAUACUAAAAUCCUCUGAAAAGAAAAAGAAGCGAUAUACCGACUCUUCUAGUUUCUUUGACAGGUUGUGGUGUAUGGAAAUAGUUAAUCUAGUGAUGACAUGUGAGGUGGAAAAGCAAAAGAUUUUGCAAGGCAGCAUCAACAGAUCUGUGCACCCUCCUGAUGUAUGUAACAAGAAAAACCAGGCUAUGGCAGGGGGCAAAAUGGGCAGAACACCUUCCAGAUCUGAUAGUGCAACCACAUCUGCUGGGAAGAUGACAAACACAAAGAAUCCGUUAAUCCCGCAGCAUUAUGGAUUGACUACUACUUCUAAUCCAUCAACUUCAGAUUGUAAUCGAACUACCACAGCCAGUGUGAUACUAAAAUCCUCUGAAAAGAAAAAGAAGCGAUAUACCGACUCUUCUAGUUUCUUUGACAGGUUGAAUAUAGCUUCUACAUUCAGUUAUUGCUGCAUUAUUAUUUGUUUGUUGCCAUUUUAUAAUUGGGAGCUACUUUGA